Molecule: messenger RNA, 2273 nt
Organism: Pomacea canaliculata
Lineage: Eukaryota; Metazoa; Mollusca; Gastropoda; Architaenioglossa; Ampullariidae
Exons: 19
Coding region: 102-1520 (472 amino acids)
Source: RefSeq, a predicted model, not a curated record
GCUUGUGUGACCUGGUCUGUACCACCUUGCUUACACAAACUCAUUCAUAUUCAAGGUUUCAUGGAAAAGACAAGUUAUUUUGUUUCAGAUUUAUAGACGAUAUGGGCAGACUUCGUGAAUGUAUGGUCGUCGUUGCACUCGGUCUGUGCCUGGGAUCUUUUGCCAAAGGUGCAGACGUUACGUGUCAACCGCCCAACAGCACGGAAUAUUUUAACAGUCUACCCGGCAUACCUAAAUUAGCGGAUGCUUUCCACGUGUGGGUGGAGAUUAGAACAGAAGGAAGCAACAGAACGGAGCUGGUCGAGGAGUCUGUGGAUAACAGCAGCAACAGAGCCGUCCUCCGCCUCCUCAGCAAUGGCCGAGAGACCAAAACCAUCUUUUUGUACGACGUGCAACAGACAUUGGUCUUCAGGGACACAAACUGUACAGUAGCUAACAUCAUUUCCGACCCCAGCCUCUUCGUUUCCAAGGCACAGAAUGCGAGUGGUAUGACCUACCUCCCUACGCAACUAUUCUUCAAUCUUUCUGCUCCCAAGGUGUAUGCCGGUAGACAGGAAGUCAGGGGCUUACCUUGUGAUCGAUGGCACGCGUGUGUAUCCACGCCGCACGUGAAUUACACUGUGGAUUUUUAUUUCACAGUGCAUGACUGGCAGACGCCUUCCAGCAGCCCGCAGGUACCCGUCAGGUUCAUGGUGCAAGGACAGCAAGCACUUGACGCAGGCUCCCCGUCUCUCUUCAGUCGCGUGUAUGACUUCUUUGGGUAUGAACCACAGAGUGUCGUUAAUGAAGAAGUCUUUGAGACAACCAAAGGAAUUGUGUGUCAUGGAAGGGAAACAAUGUGGGUCGUACCCGUCCUAAGUGGUGAAUAUUAUCAUCACUAUCGGCAAGAGGCCGUCGAUGUUUUGAACAAUGUUGUCCGCGGGUCAGAGGUAUGGUUCGACUCAACGAACAAGUUUUCUCGAAUGGAUUAUAACCUGCCUGAUGCGGGGCCUGUCUCAGAGGUGCACGACUUCAACUUUGGGGUGCGUUACCUAAGAGAUGUGAUUUCGGGACAGUGCACACCGACGAGCUUAGAACAAGAGGCCAUCGACUCCAGACUAAACACUCAAGCUUACCUGUUGAAUGGCAGCUAUGUGCUUACGAUUAAAGACCCUCUAAAUUCCUUUCUUGUUGACUCUGACUUCAGUUACUCAGGGCAGCGGAAGACCAGGGGGGUCAUGUGUAAUGUGUUCACCUCCCAGCGCUCCAACUUUGACUACUUCAACAACGGCAGUGCUUAUACGGCUACGAUUGAAGCCUACUUUGAUUUACUCCUCUUGAACCCCUUCAGACUGGAGGUGACCAUUCCAGAGCUGGGUAUCGACACUAUCUUUAACAUCUACGACUACGACGACCGUUUACCGGAUGUAGAAGUCUUUGAUGUUGCCAGCUGUUUUAAUUCGUCCGCCAGGCUCGACUUUAGGGUCCGUUUUGCAGGCGGCUAUACCUACAGCUACGAAUGGGGACGAAAAUUAGCAUAAAGACCCAAGGGCAUAGCACUCUGGCACGCAUAAUGCAAGUCAGCCUGCUGCGCGUCACGAGGUUUAGGGUGGAAUACGACGAGUCCUCCGUCUACCUGCUGGCAAGUCUUCUCGACCGCACCCCGUCACUAGCCCAGUUCACGCGUCUGGUGAACACAGUCAUCGAGCAGAACGACGACAGUCAGUUCGCCGACAUCCCCAGCGCCGCCGCCUGCAGCGACCUGUGCGUGAACAACCGAGUUCCUGUGCCAGAGCUUCGAGUACUGUCCUCUUGACCAGAAGCCCUGCAGACUCAGCAGAAGCCACGUCAGCGAUGGAGGAGUGUCCGUUGUCACCAGCCGCUGCGACUUGUAUUCAAGGACUAUUAAUGUUCAAGGUUCAAUAGAACCAACAAUUAAAGAGGCAUACUCAAAUCUUCUGGAUAAGUUGUUUUCUGGAGACUUUUCCGUCUUUGUUUCAAUGGGUCAAUACAGUGAAGGUUAUUUUCCCUUAAUUGCUGUAGCUUCAGAAAUAAUGUUUGGUCAUUAUGAUGAUGCGCAACUGCCAUCCCUACCAGCCAAGUUCUCUUAUCGCAUGGAGAUUGUCUUUCCACAGGAAAGUUUGGUUAAUGUCUAUGAUGUAUGGUAUGACUCACCAAACCAGCUUGUGCGCAUUGACUUCCGUGAUACAGUCCCAGGACCUCCUUACUACACAUCCUACACAGUUAGCCGCAUCCAUGACUUCACCAGAGGGAUUGCAUAUGACAUUGACACC